CUUUCAUUGAGUAGGUAAACUAAAUACAUUUAUAACUUUAAAAGUCUAGACACUGUGGCAUCUUUCAGCACUCAUGGGGAAUGCCGUAAAUGGGAACAAAUCAACAAAAGCAUCUGAUUAAAAUUGUUUGAAAAAUAUUUUGAGAAAUAAAAUCUGGUCAUUAAAGAUAUCCCAGAUAAGAUCAAAAGAUUCUUAGAUCAUUUAGUAUUUAACAUGAGAGAACAUUUGUGAAAAUGUGUUCAAGAACUAUUUCAGGGAUUACAUUUAUUGCAUAUUUGAUGCUAUUCUUGUUCCAAUUCACAGUUUCAGAAAAGAAAGUAUGUACACAUGUGCACCAAACGAUAUUGAAACUGAUUGGGAUCAUGGAUGGCAAAAAGAAAAUGAUGGGAACGAUACAACAAAGGCUUUUGCUUUACCACACUCAUCUACACCAAAAUGUGGAGCCUCAUUUUUUAUUAAGAAGACCUGGAAUACACCUCUAAAUGUUCCAGACAUUUGUGACAACAUUUUUAACAGUAGGAAAGUAAAGGAUGUUGCAGAGUGUUUGAGAGUUGCAUGUCUUAUGGAAGCAAAUGUUGUUGACUAUUUUAGAAACACUGGAAGAUGUAGACUACUGCGCUGCAACUGGCUUAUCAAGCCCUGGAAAAGUAACAGCUACUUCAAGCGUGUUUUCACACCAUCUAAUGAAAUGGAUACAUUUACCUUAGCAUCAAACGGCAGAUGGAAAACAACCCUGAACAACCAACAACAACCGACAACCAAGAAUAACAAAAAAACUGAUUUCAAAACAACUGAAACUAUAAUGACUGAAAACAUCAUUACGGAAUCAACAAAACAAGUAACAGCUACAACAAAAAGUUCUCAACAUGACAAAGAAACUUCAAACCAAACUUUACCAUCUUCAACAGAACAAAUGGAAUUCAUCAGAAAACAAAAUUUUGACUUCAGAACACUCUCCAUGAUCAUGAUUGGUAUAAGUACAGCAUUGUUCAUUGCAUUAAGUGCUCUAAUAGUUGUAUUUCUUUAUAUAAUAAGACAAAGAAAUGCUAGAAUGAGAAAUAAGGCACCUAGGUACAAUCAGCAGCAUGAGAAUGCAAAUGGAAGAAAUGCAGCAGAGGAAGCAGACUUUUUCAGACCAAAUGGUAGAAAUCCUGUGGAAAAUGAUGAUAUACAUCAUGAGGCGAUUCCACUCAGACGAAUACAGAAUGUAUAUGAUGAAACUCAAAUUUGAUAUCAAUCUAUGCAACAGUAACAGCAAACUGAGACUAAACAUACGAAGGCCAUAUUUCAUUAUUACUGUUUUUGUCAUAUAGACAGAUAUCACUAUAUUAUUACCUAUUUAACAAAUUCACCAUUAUACAUUAUACCCCUACUA
Messenger RNA from Owenia fusiformis, 1375 nucleotides. Lineage: Eukaryota; Metazoa; Annelida; Polychaeta; Sabellida; Oweniidae. The record is from the annotation of a GenBank genome assembly.